Molecule: messenger RNA, 4933 nt
Organism: Poeciliopsis prolifica (blackstripe livebearer)
Lineage: Eukaryota; Metazoa; Chordata; Actinopteri; Cyprinodontiformes; Poeciliidae
Product: coiled-coil domain-containing protein 120-like
Source: RefSeq, a predicted model, not a curated record
AUGACAAACUCCACGCACUUCCACAGCUGCAAUGUUUCUCCGUCGUCGGCGUUGUGCGACGCCAGCAGCUCCACCCUAACCCGAUGGUUGAUCGCCCCCUCCAGGCCGCCAUGGGAGCUGCAGCAGCUGCCUGAGUCUCACCUGUUGGAUGGCUGCAGACAGGACCGGAGUGACGAGGAGGCGGAGUCACAUGGGAAGCUCAUGCCAUGGAGGUCAAAGCCCCUCACCUGUCCAAGCAGGAAGCAAAACGAGCGAAUGGCAGAGCUGCAAGAGAGGAGGCGGAGCCUGCAGGUGCUACUGAGAGUCCGAUUGGCCGAGCUGAGGCGGAUCUGCCUCCAGGAGGCGGAGCUGACAGGUGCGGUGCCCAACGACUUCCUGGAGGCGGGCGAGAAGCCGCCUUGCGUCCGCAGACGAGCGGCGCCGACCCACCAGGGGAACAGGAAGUGUCGAGUGGAGCAGGAAGAAGAAGGCCAGCGGCCCAAACCCAGAAAGACGCUUUUCAGCGCCGCGCUGAGGAAACACAGCGACUCUGAGAACGGCACACACACUCACCACACACACCACGGCAAGAGGACGGUGCACCGAGGGUGCCACACAGACGACACGGUGAGAUCAGAGAGCAGCUCCACAUCAGACUCAGCAGGAAACGACAACGACAACGCUGGGUCUCAGUGUCGCCCCCUGCUGGUUUCUGCUGGAUCUCCUGUGGAUGUUUUCAACCAGAACAAACCCAAGAAGUCGUUGGUGCUCAGCAGGACUGAACACCUUGAGAAUACCAAGCCCCCUCCCCCGCCCCGUUCCCAGGACUCCUCCUCCUCCUCCGACCCGGGGCGGGAGGCGGGCUGUCGGGCGUCUCGCCAGAGCAACGGCUCCGACAGCCUCCUGACCCACAGCACCUCCCUGGAGGACGAAGGCGGGGCGCGGCAGGGGGCGCGGCAGGGGGCGCGGCAGGGGGCGCCGCGUCCUAACGGAGCCACUAAACCACCCGCGGCCCGAGGGGGGGGCUACAGCGAGGUUCUGCUGGACUACGUCUGGGAGAAACAGCGGCAGCUGCAGCGCCAGCAGUCGCAGCCCAGCAGGCCGGUCCACGGCGCCGGCUCCGCCCAGCAGCCCGGGGGAGCCCCGCCCAUCUACCGCAGUCACCACGGCGACCAGCGCAGAGUCACCGUCACCCGCACCAAGUCCUGUGGCCCGUUCCUGCCAGUGCAACAGAACCACAGUGACGUAACCAAACAGGCUCCGCCCACCAUCCAGCCAGACCCCCACCCCCACUUGCUGCCCCCCCGCCCGCCGCAGCUGCCCCCCCAGCAGGACUCCCAGCUGGAGGAGGCCACGCGAAGCCUCCACAAGGCCCUGGCCCUGGAGGGUCUGAGGGACUGGUACCUGAGGAACACCUUAGGAUCCAGUCAGGCCGGAGGGGUUGGCGCCCAGCAGCAAAGACGCACGGCCCACAAAGUCCUCCAACAGUCGACCUAUCAGAAUCAUCACUAUGUCGCGCCGCAUCACAAGCAGACGCUGCCGCACUCCGCCACGUUCCACGGACAUCCGCUGCACGGGAGGUCUGUGGACAGCUCGCUCUACCAGGACUCCUGCCCGUCCCAGAAACAGGAAGUUCCCCUCAGAGACUUGGCGGUGGACCAGCCGUCUCCUGGGACUCUGGUCUGAUCACCAGCCAAUCAGAGGAAGAGACUUGGACGGAACCGGUUCUCUGGGCCUUCUGUGACUGGGUGACGAUGACCCUGUUCAGAGACUAGCUGAGCACCCACACGCCCCAUGCACCUUAAAGACAGCUUCGCCUCGCAAAGACCUUCAUCUCCCCUGAGAGGGUCCACUAAGGAAGACCAUCUCCUCAUCAGAGUGUUCGGUGGUCUCUGGAGGAGUCACGAACCAGAACCAGGACCUGCCUGAACUCAGCAGAGGACCGAUGGUUUACCGCUGUUUGAGGGAACAGCGUUCAACUGGAGUCACUGGUUUGGGUCAAGAAGGAACCCUACACCAAGGGGCAAGAGUGCCUCACUUCUGAAGGUUCCUGGUCUGGAAAGUUUCCCAUUAGCCAGUUCUCGUAUCGCCACAGCAGGACUGUGGAGCGCCAACUGGUCCAAGUUCUGGGUUCCUGGUCCUCAGACUCUGCUCAGACAAUCUGCACCCCCCAAAGACAGAGCCUCACCUGGUCUCUGACAUCACCAGCUGACAUCACCAGCCCUGAUCAGCUCAGGCGUCUACCUAUUAAAGCCUCAGGUGAGUCCAGACCGGAAGCAUCAGGUACCUUUGCAGUUUGGACUCAGAAUCCAUGCACUAUGAAUCCAGCACUGACUUUCAUCCUCAAACCAGCAAGACUGGACCUGCAACAGGACUGGCCCGGCCCGAUUCUGGCCGGCUCAGACACUCGAGAUCCAGAAGUUCUUCAGGGAAACCGGGUCCAGGAGAAUGUUCUGACACAAUCCAGAUCUCCAACAACUUAGGAAUGUCAUUAGAACCUGGAGGAAAUUCUGUCCCGGAUCCAGACCUCCAUCUUCAUCUGUACCCGGGUCAGGACCUGAGUUCUGGGUCCGGGUCCUGGGCCCGGUUAACUUCAGGUCGUAAUCAGGAAGCAGGUUUAGUCAGAAGCAAUAAGAGGAGCUUCGGGUUUCACAUUUAAGAACUUCAGAACAAAAAAAUGAUCAGAACGACAAUCAGACAAUGAUGUCACAGCGGUGAUUGAUUUCAUCAUCAAUUGACUGUUUGGUCUUGUUUCUACAGAUCUGAUGUCAUCUGAUUUUAUACAAACCUUUGUUACUGAAAUGAUGUUUUUAAUGCAGGACAUAACUUUUAUUGAGAAUCAGUGUUCACGCACCUGUCCUCACACACACACACACACACACCCCUGUCCUCACACACACACACCUGUCCUCACACACACACACACACACCUGUCCUCACACACACACACCUGUCCUCACACACACACACACACACCUGUCCUCACACACACACACCUCUGUCCUCACACACACACCCCUGUCCUCACACACACACACACCUGUCCUCACACACACACCCCUGUCCUCACACACACACACACCCCUGUCCUCACACACACACACACCUGUCCUCACACACACACACACACACCUGUCCUCACACACACACACACACACCUGUCCUCACACACACACACACACACACACCUGUCCUCACACACACCCGUCCUCACACACACACACACACACCUGUCCUCACACACACACACACCUGUCCUCACACACACACACACCUGUCCUCACACACACACACCUGUCCUCACACACACACCCCUGUCCUCACACACACACACACCUGUCCUCACACACACACACACACACACCUGUCCUCACACACACACCCCUGUCCUCACACACACACACACACACACCUAUCCUCACACACACACACACACACACCUGUCCUCACACACACACACACACACACCUGUCCUCACACACACACCCCUGUCCUCACACACACACACACACCUGUCCUCACACACACACACACCUGUCCUCACACACACCUGUCCUCACACACACACCUGUCCUCACACACACACCCCUGUCCUCACACACACACACACACCUGUCCUCACACACACACACACCUGUCCUCACACACACACACACACACCUGUCCUCACACACACACACACCUGUCCUCACACACACACCCCUGUCCUCACACACACACACACCUGUCCUCACACACACACACCUGUCCUCACACACACACACCUGUCCUCACACACACACACACACCUGUCCUCACACACACACACCUGUCCUCACAUAGACACACCUGUCCUCACACACACACACGCACCUGUCCUCACACACACACACGCACCUGUCCUCACACACACACGCACCUGUCCUCACACACACACGCACCUGUGCUGUUCCACACCUGGACCCGUGUUCUCCAAGAAACUUGAGACAAAGUAGCUGCGUGGCAUUUAAUGUAAUUUUAAUUUAAUCGUUGUGACUCUUUUUUUACUUCAGUCAGGAUUCAUUUCUGUCACUGGAGACAUUUUUGUUUGUUUUUUUGUCUUUGUUUUGUGUUCACAGCCAAGUCUGGAGCUGUUGAUUUAUUUUAAAAAGAUAAAAAAAUACCAAGACGUUCUAGUUUCAAACACAUGAGAGGAUGAGAGUUUAUUUUUAGCCUUUGGUUCCCCCUCCUCACCAGCAGAUGGCGGCAAUGCUCCACUAAGUUACUGGCAACAACCAUUGAAUAGCUUAGGAAUCCCAACCCGACAAAACAGCGUCAUGCCUGGCGACGGGGUCAACCACACUUAGCGACGGGGUCAACCACACCUGGCGACGGGGUCAACCACACUUAGCGACGGGGUCAACCACACCUAGCUACGGGGUCAACAUUGGAGUAGGGCCAGUACUUUUCCAUACCUGCUGUGUUCGCCUCACCUGUGCCUGAGGUUCUGUUCUGGUCCAGUUAGUCUACUGGGUCGCUGCAGCUCAGACAUCUGAAUUUUCUUAAGAUGAAACAUUUUUGUUAAAACCUCAGUCAGUCAUGAUGAAGACAAGCCCCGCCCACUCUGAUGCUGCUGCCCUCCUAUUGGUUGGCCACUGAGGUGUUUGGUUCUGGUCGUGUAACCGCAGCUGGACGCGCUUCCUACCCAGAGCAGAACCCGAGGACCUGAUACUGGUUCUGCUGACAGCCCAUAACCAGCCGGUACCAGUCGGUAUCAGCUGGGAUCCUGCAGGAGUUCUGGUCUGGUCGGGAGAGGAAGCGGGAUCCCGUUCGGUUCUGGCGGUGUGUGUGCUGCAUGUUCUCAGUCCAAUCAGAACCCGUUCAGGAACGUGUGUUCUGAAAGCUCCAGAACCGGACCCGUCCGGUACCGCAGCAGCUUCUGAGAUGGACUGAAUGUUUUUGUAGUUUUUGUGUGUAAAUAAAAUGUGUGAAUACG